This is a messenger RNA of Drosophila takahashii, 3196 nucleotides long. RefSeq names its product Glutamate receptor IA (gene GluRIA). NCBI's taxonomy places the organism in Eukaryota, Metazoa, Arthropoda, Insecta, Diptera, Drosophilidae. Gene Ontology annotation, cellular component: postsynaptic density membrane; plasma membrane. Gene Ontology annotation, biological process: modulation of chemical synaptic transmission; synaptic transmission, glutamatergic. Gene Ontology annotation, molecular function: glutamate receptor activity; transmitter-gated monoatomic ion channel activity involved in regulation of postsynaptic membrane potential. The record is from RefSeq and is a predicted model, not a curated record.
AAGAAAAUCAAGCUAUUCAUCAAAACUUAAAUAAAGCGUGAAUAAAAAGUGGCCAAUAAAAUAUUAUAACCAUACCAAAGUAAAGUGAAACCAUUUGCGUGAUGGCAAAACCAAUUUAACCAGCAAAUACACUUCAUUGUGCUCGAAACUCAAAGUGGAAGGAAAAAACUUGGCGAAAUAGUUGCAACUACAAACUACGAACUACAAGCGCAAAAUGCAUUCGAGGCUAAAAUUCUUGGCAUAUUUACAUUUAAUAUGCGCCAGCAGCAUUUUCUGGCCGGAAUUCAGUGCAGCCCAGCAGCAGCAGCAACAACAGGCGGCGUCGUUAACCGAGAAAAUACCAUUAGGUGCGAUCUUCGAACAGGGAACGGAUGAUGUGCAAUCAGCCUUUAAAUAUGCAAUGCUCAAUCACAAUCUGAAUGUGAGCUCUCGACGCUUCGAGCUGCAGGCGUAUGUGGAUGUCAUCAAUACAGCGGAUGCAUUCAAAUUAUCCCGCCUGAUUUGCAAUCAAUUCUCGCGCGGAGUCUACUCAAUGCUGGGCGCCGUAUCGCCGGACUCCUUUGACACAUUGCACUCCUACUCGAAUACGUUCCAAAUGCCAUUUGUGACGCCCUGGUUCCCCGAGAAGGUGCUCACGCCGUCGUCGGGGUUGCUGGAUUUCGCUAUCAGCAUGCGUCCGGAUUAUCAUCAGGCGAUUAUCGAUAUCAUCCAGUACUACGGCUGGCAGAGCAUUAUUUAUCUCUACGACUCGCACGAUGGCUUACUACGACUGCAGCAAAUCUAUCAAGAACUGAAGCCCGGAAAUGAAACGUUCCGUGUGCAAAUGGUGAAACGCAUCGCCAACGUAACGAUGGCCAUUGAAUUUUUGCACACGCUGGAGGAUUUGGGGCGCUUCAGCAAAAAGCGCAUCGUGCUCGACUGCCCGGCGGAAAUGGCCAAAGAGAUCAUCGUGCAGCAUGUGCGGGACAUCAAGCUGGGCCGGCGCACCUAUCAUUACCUGCUCAGCGGGCUGGUCAUGGACAACCACUGGCCCAGCGAUGUGGUCGAGUUUGGGGCCAUCAACAUCACCGGCUUUCGCAUUGUCGACUCUAAUCGGCGGGCGGUGCGUGAUUUCCACGACAGCCGGAAACGUUUGGAGCCGGCGGGCCAAAGCCAAAGCCAGAACGCAGCGGGGGCCAACAGCUUGCCGGCCAUUUCGGCCCAGGCAGCUCUGAUGUACGAUGCGGUUUUCGUGCUCGUCGAGGCCUUCAAUCGCAUUUUGCGCAAGAAGCCGGAUCAGUUCCGUUCCAAUCAUCUGCAGCGCCGCAGCCACGGAGGCGGCUCAUCCUCCUCCUCUACCGGCGCCAACGAUUCUAGUGCCCUUCUCGACUGCAACACCAGCAAGGGCUGGGUUACGCCAUGGGAACAGGGCGAAAAAAUAUCCAGGGUCUUGCGCAAGGUGGAAAUUGAUGGUUUGUCGGGGGAGAUCCGUUUCGACGAGGACGGACGCCGAAUCAACUAUACGCUGCACGUGGUGGAGAUGUCCGUAAACAGCACGCUGCAGCAGGUGGCCGAGUGGCGUGAUGACGCCGGACUCCUUCCGCUCCACAGCCACAACUAUGCGCCGUCCUCGCGUUCCGCGUCUGUGAGCACCGGAGACUACGACCGGAACCACACGUACAUCGUGAGCAGCCUGCUGGAGGAGCCCUAUCUGUCGCUCAAGCAGUACACCUAUGGCGAGCAACUGGUGGGCAACGAUCGCUUUGAAGGAUAUUGCAAGGAUCUGGCCGAUAUGUUGGCCAGCCAGUUGGGAAUUAAAUAUGAAAUUCGCUUGGUGCAGGAUGGCAACUAUGGAGCGGAGAAUCAAUAUGCCCCUGGUGGCUGGGAUGGUAUGGUGGGUGAGCUGGUGAGGAAGGAGGCGGAUAUAGCCAUUGCGGCCAUGACUAUCACAGCGGAAAGAGAGCGGGUCAUUGACUUCAGCAAGCCCUUCAUGACCCUGGGCAUAUCCAUUAUGAUCAAGAAGCCAGUGAAACAGACACCGGGAGUAUUUAGUUUCCUCAAUCCGCUGUCCCAGGAGAUUUGGAUAAGUGUGAUUCUCAGCUAUGUGGGAGUAAGUUUUGUUCUGUAUUUCGUUACGCGUUUUCCGCCCUACGAGUGGCGAAUUGUAAGACGACCGCAGGCGGAUUCCAAUGCCCAGCAGCCGCCGGGAAUCAUUGGUGGGGCCACUCUGAGUGAACCGCAGUCGCAUCAGCCGGCAGUUCCGCCCAAUGAGUUUACUAUGCUGAAUUCCUUUUGGUACUCCCUCGCUGCCUUUAUGCAGCAGGGAUGCGAUCUCACGCCCCCUUCGAUUGCCGGCCGAAUUGCAGCUGCCGUUUGGUGGUUCUUCACCAUCAUCCUGAUAUCCUCGUACACCGCCAAUUUGGCCGCUUUUCUCACAGUGGAACGCAUGGUGGCCCCCAUCAAAACGCCCGAGGACCUGGCCAUGCAAACGGAUGUGAACUAUGGAACUCUUUUGCACGGCUCCACGUGGGAAUUCUUCAGGCGCUCACAAAUCGGGCUGCACAACAAAAUGUGGGAGUAUAUGAAUGCCAAUCAGCAUCAUUCGGUUCAUACCUACGACGAGGGCAUUCGACGGGUGAGAACCUCCAAGGGGAAGUACGCCCUGCUGGUGGAGUCCCCCAAAAACGAGUACGUUAAUGCCAGGCCGCCGUGCGAUACAAUGAAAGUUGGCCGUAAUAUCGAUACAAAGGGAUUUGGAGUGGCUACACCAAUAGGAUCGCCAUUGAGAAAACGCCUGAACGAGGCCGUGCUCACGCUGAAGGAGAACGGGGAGCUGCUGCGGAUUAGGAACAAGUGGUGGUUCGACAAGACGGAGUGCAACCUGGACCAGGAGACCUCCACGCCCAACGAGCUCUCGCUGAGCAACGUGGCCGGGAUUUACUACAUCCUCAUAGGGGGCCUCCUGCUGGCGGUGAUCGUGGCCAUCGUAGAGUUCUUCUGCCGCAACAAGACCGGCCGGCUGAAGGCGCCGGGCUCGAAUGGAUCCGCCGGCGGAGUGCCCGGCAUGCUGGGCUCCUCAACAUAUCAGCGGGACUCGCUUUCCGAUGCGAUUAUGCACUCGCAGGCCAAGUUGGCGAUGCAGGCGAGCAGCGAGUACGACGAGCGAUUGGUGGGCGUUGAGUUGGCCUCCAAUGUACGGUAUCAGUACAGUAUGUAA